CCAACCUUGUGAUCUGCCGCGCUGGUAACUGUCAUUAUAUUACUUUUGGAGAGUGCGUUGCACUAUUAAUAUCUCUCCCUCAGAGCCCCGCCGUCUAGGUUUCCCGUCUCCAACGGGCCGAGGAUAAUAUAUAGUGCAGACCUGUCUAGUGACGUACUGCGACACCAACCCCCACCGUCUCUGUCUGUGCGACCAGGGAAGCGCAACCUAGAGUAUCGGAACGAUAGCAGACAUGAACACAGUCGACAUAGGACGGUGCAGCAAACGCAUCGUACAGUAUCUCUGGGACCCAGAGCCCAGGAAUGAUGAAGAUCCUACUUCCUCGAUAUGGUGCCUAGGAAUAGAGUAUCACCCCGAGAAGGAUGUCAGCCCAAGGGGGGAGACACCCGACAAGAACAGCGCCCGAGAUAACGCGACGGGAACGACCAACUAUCGGAAACCAUCAGAACAUGCGUGGCCCGAGUCGUUCCUGUUGGAUUUUGAAUCAAGAAUCUGGAUGACGUAUAGGUCCAAUUUCCCCCCGAUACCCAGAGUCGAGGGAGACGACAAAAGUGCAUCGAUGACACUGGGGGUACGCCUAAGAAGCCAAUUAGUAGAUACGCAAGGAUUUACAUCCGAUACUGGCUGGGGCUGUAUGAUACGCUCCGGUCAGAGCCUGCUGGCAAAUGCACUAUCUACGUUGGUCCUAGGACGUGACUGGCGCCGUGGAGCGAGGUUCGAGGAAGAGUCACAGCUACUGUCUCUUUUCGCCGACACACCAACUGCACCCUUCUCUGUACAUCGGUUCGUCAAGCAUGGCGCCGAAUCGUGUGGGAAGUUCCCAGGGGAAUGGUUUGGGCCCUCCGCAACGGCCAAGUGCAUAGAAGCACUUUCGGCACAGUGUGGAAGUCCUACACUCAAGGUCUAUGUCUCUAAUGAUACAUCGGAAGUUUACCAGGACAGGUUCAUGAAUGUCGCCCGAAACUCUUCCGGUGUCUUUCAGCCUACCCUGAUACUGCUAGGAACAAGGCUCGGCAUCGACCAUAUCACUCCAGUCUAUUGGGAUGGCCUAAAAUCCACAUUGCAGUUCCCCCAAUCAGUCGGAAUUGCAGGGGGACGCCCGUCGGCGUCACACUACUUUGUUGGAGCCCAAGGGUCACAUCUAUUUUAUCUAGAUCCACAUUAUACCCGCCCUGCGCUUCCAGAUCGCCAAGGAGGCGAACUAUACUCAAAAGAGGAGGUUGAUACUUAUCAUACACGGCGCUUGAGAAGAAUUCACGUGCGUGACAUGGAUCCGAGCAUGCUUAUAGGCUUCCUCAUCCGAGACCAGGAAGAUUGGGACGACUGGUUAAACCGCAUACAAGCCGUCAAGGGACGGCCGAUAAUCCAUGUACUCAAGCAGAUGAAUCCUGACCACGAUCAGGAAGCAGAAGCACUUGACCAGGUUGAAGCGCUGGAUGAUAUCGAAUAGCUCUUGCUGUCAAUACAUUUAGAUGAAUUAACCUUAGUACCCAG
This is a messenger RNA of Aspergillus costaricaensis CBS 115574, 1494 nucleotides long. RefSeq names its product cysteine protease ATG4. The coding region runs from base 233 to 1450 and encodes 405 amino acids. The record is from RefSeq and is a predicted model, not a curated record. NCBI's taxonomy places the organism in Eukaryota, Fungi, Ascomycota, Eurotiomycetes, Eurotiales, Aspergillaceae. Gene Ontology annotation, molecular function: protein-phosphatidylethanolamide deconjugating activity. The transcript has 5 exons.